CACCGAGCUCUGCGGCAAGUGCGAACCGCUUCCGGAGUUCCAACGUCUCCAUGACAUGUUUGCCGCGCUCAUCUCCUCUGCCGACAAACAACGCGACGACGCAUUCCUCGACGGAACCGCGCUGUUCUGCGACGGCGCGCGCGUCACGUUCCGCGAGCUCGACCGCCGCUCGAACCGCCUCGCGCGCCGCCUGGCAGGUAAGAUCGGCGAGUGCGCGGACGUCGCGGCGACGGCGUCGCGCGACAAGGUCGUCGUCGUCGACAUGGCGCCUAGCGAGCGUCUCGUCGUGGCGCUGUUCGCGGUGAUGAAGAUCGACGUGGCGUACCUCCCUGUCGAUCCGGGUUUCCCCGCCGCCCGUAUCGCGUACGUCGUCAACGACGCGCGCCCGCUCUGCAUCCUCGCCGACCGGCGCGACGCCACCCUCGUCGACGCGGAGCGCCAGUUCGCAGCGCACUCCCGUGUACGUACGACGAGCUGGCGGCCGACGACGACGGCGUUUCCGCGGGCGACGCUGAAACCCGACGAGCGUCUGCCGCACGACUACCGCACUCCGCUUCUCGCCUGCGUGCUAUACACGUCCGGCAGCGAGGGGCGGCCGAAGGGCGUGCGUCUGCCGCACAAGGUCAUCAUGAACCGGCUCUGCUGGCAUUUUGUGACGAAGUUUUCUCUUUCGCUCGGCGAUGGACGGCCAGAUCGGCUCUUCAAGACGUCGACGACGUUCGUCGACCACCUACAGGAGGUUUUCGGCGCGCUGCUGCGCGGCGUGCCCGUCGUCGUCGUUGCCGCGGCGACGACCCGCGACCCGCGCGCCCUCGUCGACGUUCUCGAGUCUCGCGGCGUGACGCGGUUCGUCCUCGUGCCGUCGUUGCUGCGCAUGCUGCUCGCGUUCCUCCCUCCCGCGGGGACGGGGAAGCCACGGUUGCCCCGGCUGCGGCUGUGGGUCUGCAGCGGGGAGACGCUCUCCGCCGAACUCCUCCGCGAGUUCUUCGUGCGAUUCCCGAGCGGCCGCACGAUCUGCAACUUCUACGGCAGCACGGAGGUGACGGGCGACGUGACGUACGCGACGUUCGAAUCCGCGCCCGGCGUCGGCGGCGGCGUUCCCAUCGGCCGCCCGAUCUACAACACGAUCGUCUACCUUCUCGAUGACGCCAUGACGGCGGUCGCGCGCGGCGAGCGAGGAGAGAUGUACGUCGCGGGGCUCAGCGUCGCCGCGGGUUACGUCGGCGCCGCCGAGGAGAACGCGCGCCGCUUCCUUCGGAACUCGUUCUGCGACGUGCCUGGGUACUGCGCGCUGUUUCGCACGGGCGAUUUUGCGCGCGUUGACGACGACGGCUCGCUGGUCUUCGAGGGCCGCACGGAUGCGCAGGUGAAGGUGCGCGGUCACCGCGUCGAUCUCGCCGAGAUCGAGAACGCGGCGAGGCAGUUUCCAGGUACGGCGUGACGGGUUGUCGUGGCGACGGCGUGCGAUGGUGCGUGAUGGGUUGUCGCGGCGAUGCCGUGUGACGGGUUGUCGCGGCGAUGGCGCGUGAUGGGUUGUCAUGGCGACAGCGUGUGAUGGGUUGUCGCUGCGACGGCGCGUGACGGGUUGUCACGGUGGUGGUGCGCGAUAUGUUAGAUCGCAAGAAUUGUGCAUUGACUUUGCUGUGUAACUUUGCUGUGGCGUCACGUGAAUAACGUAGUUUAGAAGAGACCCGAUAAAACAAUAUAUUGAUCGUGUGGUGUCAGUGUCUCGUGUUGCUUGGUGCGCGUUAAAAUAGAGCAGUUUUUAAUGAGAACAGUACAGGUGUCUGUAGAAAGAUUGAGAGAAAAACACAUAUGUUUUCAGUUCCUGGACACGUGGUUUACUUCUAUAUAUGUGACCCACUCCAGCAUAAUACAGACUAAGUCGCAAGUCAUUGUUUUGAGUAAUGCACACAUGUCAAUGCUGAAAAUGGCCUACCUGGACAAAAAUGAGAUUUUUACAAAAAUAAAUUCCUAAGUGCGUAUUUAAUUCGGAUAUAUAGGUUCAGAUAUCUCUAGAUUAUUAUGGUCAUUUUUUUCCUUCAUCCUUCAGACCGGCCCCUGACCGCUUAUCCCCGACUGGGCCCCUUAUUACCCGGAACGCUUUAUCUCAAAAGCAUUUCCUACUUAAUCCUGGUUUUGCUGGAGCUCGUCACAUAUGUGGUUAUUUUAAUAUUAAAUAAGUACAGAUUUUUAGAAUGUUUUUUUAUAAGGCAUGAUUUUUAAGGCAGUCUAGUCUAGUUCUCUCCUGUGUUUAAGUCUCAUGGAAGGAUACUCAUGUAAGUGUGCUAGAGAGUUCAGCUGUGGUGUCAUAGAUGUUGAAAUACAUUUGCUAUACGCCGUAA
Messenger RNA from Priapulus caudatus, 2345 nucleotides. Its product is annotated as dimodular nonribosomal peptide synthase-like. The record is from RefSeq and is a predicted model, not a curated record. Lineage: Eukaryota; Metazoa; Priapulida; Priapulimorpha; Priapulimorphida; Priapulidae.